This is a messenger RNA of Sesamum indicum (sesame), 1245 nucleotides long. Its product is annotated as calmodulin-like protein 3. The record is from RefSeq and is a predicted model, not a curated record. Gene Ontology annotation, molecular function: calcium ion binding. NCBI's taxonomy places the organism in Eukaryota, Viridiplantae, Streptophyta, Magnoliopsida, Lamiales, Pedaliaceae.
UCUCCGCCUAUUUAGAACCAUCCCUUAUUCCCAAGUCAUUCUCCAAGUUUUUCUCCAACUGAUCCCUCAACACACACCACACACACUCCCUACAAACAUACAUCAAAUUGAGGUGCAAUGCCAACCAUUUUGCUCAGGAUUUUCCUUGUCUACAACCUAAUACUCUCCUAUUUGGUGCCCAAGAAGUUGAGGGCAUACCUCCCAUCUUCUUGGUACCCAUACCAACAGCAACAACAACAACAACAACAGGUUAAGAAAGAGCCUACUGUGGCCUUGUCCUCGUCCAUCGUCCCAUCGUCCCGUAUUGUAAUUCAUCGUAGAAUGGAUCCCAAUGAGCUGAAAAGGGUGUUCCAGAUGUUCGACAGGAACGGGGACGGGAGGAUCACCAAACAGGAGCUCAGUGAUUCUCUGCACAACAUGGGGAUCUCCAUCCCGGACGAGGAGCUAACUCAGAUGAUCGAUAAGGUGGACAUUAACGGAGAUGGCUGCGUCGACAUAGAUGAGUUCGGGACGUUGUACCAAACCAUAAUGGACGAGCGUGACGAGGAGGAAGACAUGAAGGAGGCGUUCAACGUCUUCGAUCAGAACGGAGAUGGAUUCAUCAGCGUGGACGAGCUGAAAUCCGUGCUGGUGUCUCUGGGCCUGAAGCAAGGGAAGGCUGCGGAGGACUGCAGGCAGAUGAUCAUGAGGGUCGACGUCGACGGCGAUGGCAUGGUCAACUUCUCGGAGUUCAAGCAGAUGAUGAGAGGUGGAGGCUUCGCUGCUCUCACCAAUUAAUCCAACAUUCAUCCCUUCCAUUUUCAUUAAUUUCCAGCAGGUGGCCAUCAUCGUACGUCCUCAAAAACUCCGACACUGCUGCUUGACAUAAAACCUGCAACAGGCAUGCAAGAAAAUGAUUGGAAAACAAGAAUCUGGGAUGCAAGGAAUGAAGCAUUGAUUCAUGAUAAAGGCCAUGGAUGGCUACUCUUUUAUGAGUGGAUGAUGAAGGUGGGGGAGGGGUAAUAAUUAAGGCUUAGGGAACAAACCAUUCUUGAUUCAAAUAUUCAUGAUUUUUGCCCUUUUUUCACCUUCUUUUUUUUUUUUUUUUUCCCCUUCUUCUUUGUUUUCUGUAUAUGUAGUCAUGAUUUUAGCAUUAUUGGUGAUGUUAUUUUUAUUAACAUAAAAGAGUUUGGAUUGGUGUUGAGGUCAACUAUGAACUGAGUUAUUACUAGAAUAGCAGCCAACAAUCCAUUCAUGUUCUUCUCA